AUGGCUCGCAAUAGUGUAAUGAAGAUGAUUAUUGAUGACUCUGAUUCUGAUAAUGAAUUGGAGAUAUUUGCAAUAGCUGCUUUAGAAGAAGAGCGGCUAAAUAAUGAGAGGCAAUUGGGAUUACGUCGUGGUUCUAUUCAAGGUCAUACAGUUAUUUAUCGUAAUCGAAUUCAAGGCCACAAGAGACUUUAUCAAGAUUACUUCUCUGAAACGCCUAUAUAUCCGCCCAAUUUAUUUAGGAGGAGGUUUCGGAUGAGUCGAUAUCUCUUUCUUCGUAUUUUAUCUAUGGUGGGAGCAUAUGAUCCUUAUUUUGUCCAAAAGAAAGAUGCUAUUGGAGUUCUUGGUCUGUUUUCCCUUCAAAAGAUGACAGCGGCUAUGAGGAUGCUCGCUUAUGGAGUAGCGGCCGAUUUUGUAGAUGAUUAUGUGAGGAUUGGAGAAAGCACUGCAAUAGAAAGUCUACAAAGGUUUGUUCAGGCAGUGGUUGCAAUUUUUUCAGAUGUGUACUUGAGGGCACCAAACAAAGAUGACAUUGCUAAAUUACUAGAGGUGGGAAAAAAUCGUGGGUUUCCUGGAAUGUUGGGGAGCAUUGAUUGUAUGCGUUGGAAGUGGAAGAAUUGUCCUACUGCAUGGAAAGGUAUGUAUUGUGGUCAUAUCCAUGAACCAACUAUUAUUUUAGAAGCGGUGGCUUCCUAUGAUCUAUGGAUGUGGCAUGCAUUUUUUGGAUUACCGGGAUCUCAUAACGACAUCAAUGUGUUAGAACGUUCUUCUGUAUUUUCUCUCCUUACUGAGGGGCGUGCUCCCCAAGUUGAUUACUCAAUCAAUGGAAAUGACUAUGCAAUGGGAUAUUAUCUCGCUGAUGGUAUAUAUCCUCAAUGGUCAACAUUCGUUAAAACAAUUCCAUCUCCACGAGGCAAUAAGCAAAUACAUUUUGCUAAGGCUCAAGAGUCAGCAAGGAAGGAUGUCGAACGAGCAUUUGGAGUGCUCCAAGCACGUUUCUCAAUUGUGCGAGGACCUGUACGUUUUUGGAAAGUUGAGACCCUUAAAGUUAUUAUGAAGGCAUGUAUAAUAUUGCAUAACAUGAUUGUUGAAGAUGAGCGAAAUGAACAAAAUAUAGACUGUAAUUAUGAUGCAAUCGAUGAAACUCUCCCUCCAGCAGUGUCACACGAGCGUACACCCGAACUUUAUGACUUCAUUCAAAAUCAUCAUCGCAUAAGAGAUAGACAAACUCAUUCUAAACUCCAAGCAGACCUAGUUGAGCAUUUGUGGCAUCUACAUGGAGAUUUGUAA
Messenger RNA from Camellia sinensis, 1287 nucleotides. The record is from RefSeq and is a predicted model, not a curated record. NCBI's taxonomy places the organism in Eukaryota, Viridiplantae, Streptophyta, Magnoliopsida, Ericales, Theaceae.